Trichobilharzia regenti is the source of this 3552-nucleotide messenger RNA. NCBI's taxonomy places the organism in Eukaryota, Metazoa, Platyhelminthes, Trematoda, Strigeidida, Schistosomatidae. The record is from the annotation of a GenBank genome assembly.
UAUUAUUAUUAUCAUUAUUAUUACCUUUCUCAGUCGGAGUAUCACUACACAACCACUUCUUCUGCUAUUUAUUGCUCACCACAUUUCAGAUUACAUGAUUUAACUUUUCACUCUGUGUGUACAUAUCAUCUGCAAGUGUUGUUUGUGUGUCCCUGAGAAGUCUCUCUAUCUAUCCGUCUAUCUAUCUAUUACAUAAUCAACAACAUAUUAUGAUGAUUUGUAUAUAUUAACUUGUUUAUUACGCAAUACACAAACAAAUUCAACAUUAAAUGAGGAGUGUUCACUAAUUGACUCAGGAAGAAAAAAUAAAACCGCCCACGAAUUCUCUUUCCCAAAAUAUUUCAACGGAUUAUCCCUACUAUUACACUAUAAUAUCAUCAAUUACUAUAAUUAUUACUAAUAUUAUUAUUACUACCAUUUGAAAUAUUCAAAAGAGGGGACGAAAAAGGAUUAUACGUUCUACGCAUCAAAUUUUAGUAUUGUUAUUUGUCAAAUUAAAUGGGUUCAGUCAACAGUCACACUGCUAAUUCAUCAACUGUUGGACAGUCGAUAGCAACAACAACAACAGCAACAAAACAGAUGAGCGUACCAGCUGGUGAUUCAAUGAAAUUAGACAAUUCACAUGGAAGAACAAAUGAAUCACUGUAUACAAAUUUUUGGCAACGUUUAUUUAGAAGAACAAAAAGCUUAGACUCUGAUGCUAUACUCACUCCUGAGACAGAGAAACCAAAUUCACCGUCAAAUAAAUUUCAUGUACAACCUUAUAACUUGGAGAAUAAUGCAUCUGAACAACACACCACCCCUGUGACGAUAAUCAGACCACCGACGAUGACAAAAACAGCGGUAACACCAAACCUAACCCCACCUAAUAGCACUACUAACACUACUACUACAACACCUAGACCCCUAUCAAUGGAUUCAAGUGAUCUCAAAGCUAAUCCCUAUCGAUUUGAACGUAAACAUGCUCCAGAUUAUGGACAUCAUCAAUUUCAAAUCACUUCUUUGUCGAAUAGAAAACAACGACUUAUACGAAGUCAUCAUAGUCAAUAUCAACAAAAUAAUAAUCAUAAUAGUACUAUUGGGAAUCGGAAUUCUUCCCCACCUGCUAUCAUCCAUCCAAUACGAGAAAAUAGUGUCGAUGGUUGUGGUGGUAGCGGUGGUUAUUCAUUCGGCAGGAGGAGAACUUUGUCAAAAAUAGACAUACGUAACUGCAAUUUAUCAAAACGUGAAUCAAAAAGUCAAAAUUAUCUUCAUUUAACAGAUUCACCAAAAAUGCGGUAUAUAAGAGUAAUGCAUGCAUUUGCCAGUGUACCUGAUUUGACAAAGAAACCAAGGAGAAGUGCGCUGAAAGGUAGUCGAAACAACAGUGUAAAUCGUUUAGUUAGUGAAUGUGAACCGGUUGCAGCUUCACCAAUCCCAAUGAAUUCAGACUCUUUCUCAUUGACACCGCCAACACCAGUUGAAAUCCAUCAUUUAUUACAUUUUCAUAAUAAUCACAGUCAACAUUCCACAGAUAUCUCAACUACUCGAAACAAUAUUAAACCUGUCAUUAAAAUGGAUUCAAUGAAAUCUUCGAAUGAUUCUGAUUGGUCAACUGGCAAAUAUGAAUCAACCAAUGAGAAUGUCAAGUUAAAUAACGAUGUAAAAAUUGCUUAUAGUAAAUAUUCACCGGAACCCAAACGUACGCAUGAAAGUAGUCGAAGACAUUUUAACUUUACAAGUGAUUUAUACAAUGAAGAUAGUAAUAAUAAUAAUAAUAAUAAUAGCAAUAAUAAUAAUGGAUUUGUACAGACUAUACACUAUUUACAAGACCUAGACGAAGUCUCUGUUAGUCGUAUGGAAGAAUCGAUCGAUGAAGUCGAAGCAUCCUACAACUAUGAUGGUGAUGUCAAUAAAAUUGAUUCUGAGGAUGACGUGAAAGUGAAACAGGAGGUGACAACUGCAACAGCGGCAGCAGCAGACAGUUCUGAUAGUGAUCAAAAUACUGAGGAGAAAACAAUUGAACAACAAAUACCAAGAUUUCAUUCUAAGUUACUUCGACGUGAUAGUAUUGAACACUAUCUUGGUGUUAACAAAGUGUCGUCUAAUGCAGUCAAUAAACACAAUCCUCAAUCAUUAGACGAAAAUAAACACACCCCGAUCGAUAAAAUCAAUAAUAAUAGUAGUAAUAAUCAUGAUUUAGUCAAUAAAUUAGACGCAGUACAUGAAAUGAAUUUUGUUGGCAAAGAAUCUGUACAACAGAGCAUAGAAGAGGACAGAAUCAACGACAGUGAUAAAGAAUCCGUUGUCAAAGAGAAUGACACUGAGGUCGAUGAUCCUGAUGAAGAAUACGACGAUAAAAGUAGUGUCAAUUCAGUAUCUGAAUCCUUUCGAGAUGAUGAUUAUUCACCGAAACCUUUAUUGACUGAAGUACUUUCUCCAGCAUUAUGCGCUGCUGGUUAUGGUCCAGUUGGUCACCUGCUGACAAGAUGGUUACCACAAAGAAAUUUCUGUGAAUUACUUAUUGGAACUAAUGAAAGUUUAGAUACAUCAGAAGACUCAAAAUGGUGUCGAAGAAAAGAAUUGCUGAAGGAAUUAGCAAGAACUUCGUCUAUGUAUACAGAAGAUAUGACACACGAGAUGUUUAUGUUACGGUUUUCUGAAUUCGUUGAAGUACAAGAGUUGGAACCAUGCGAUCGAAGUGCUGAUAAACCGUGGAUUCGAUUAACACCAAAAGAUAAAGCACUUAUACGUAGAGAACUGAAUGAUUACAAAAUGGCUGAAAUGGAUGUCCAUCAAGACAGUCGUCAAUUCACAAGAUUUCAUCCUCCAUAAAAUAUUUACGCACAGAUAUCGUGGAGUAAUAGUCGUAGUAUUAGUAGUAGGCUGACUGAAGUACCAAAUUACAAGCAAAAACGCACACAUAAACCAUUUCAAUACCUGUCUACUUCUUCUUGUCUACUCUCCAUCCCGUAUGUAUGACUCAUUCAAGUCUGCAAGAGAGAGAGAGAGAGGAAAACACCAACACCACCAACAACAACCACUGCCGAAUAAACUAUGUAAUUUAUUAUUUAUCUUUCUGUGUUAUAAUAUGUAAACUACAACUGUUUGAGUGAAUGUAUGAACUUAGCGAAUGAAUCUGUGCAAUAUAUAAUACACAUAUACACAAAUAAAUAUAUAAACAAAACCCAGUGAAACAACAACCAACCAACCAAUCAAUCAAUCAAUCAAUCGGAGGUAGAGUGGAGGCGGGGGCUGGGAGGAGAUUCCUAGCCCUGCAGCUUGUCUGUGAUAAGCUACACGCACGCACGCACACACACACACGUCUAACUCCAGUCAUUUUUUUUCGUUUCUUUUUUUUGUCUCUUUCUGAAUUUCGAGAUACUACUUGCUACUUUCUCUUUCAGCUUUUACAUACACAAACAUACAUUCCCCUCUGUGUAAUGUACAUAAAUUUGAAUAUAUAUACAUAUAUAAAUAUUUAUUUAACUGGUCUUGAGGUUAUUAUUGAUCACACUCAUGGUGAAAACAUGACGACUUCCCGGGAUCUGUGAGACUAGUACUAUAUAUCAC